AUGAGUUUCAACACUAACUCUGCUUUCAACUUUUCUGGAGCCUCCAAUGCGGCUGGAGGGAACAACAAUUCCAGUUUAUUCUCUAACAGUGGGUCUGGCCAAAAUGCAAACACAAAUAGCUCUAACACUACCGGCGGUUCAUCGCUAUUCGGUAAUAUUGGUGGCCAAAAUAAUGCCAGCAAACCCGCAUUUUCAGGUUUUGGAGCAAACUCUACUAAUUCCAAUGCACAAGGAUCGGCUUUUGGUUCAUUUGGUGCCUCCAACUCUAAUAAUACAGCACAAAAUAAGCCUGCAUUCGGCGGCUUUGGAGCUGCUACGACGCAACAAAAUAGUACAGAAUCUAAGCCAGCAGCUUCACCAUUUUCAUUUCAAACUUCAAAUGCUACGCCAAACAAUGCUAAUGCUCCUAAGCCAGCGUUCGGUGCAUUUAACUCAACUCUAAAUGCCAACCCUAGUUCCAAUACAACAACAACUACUUCUAAUGAUCAACCAGCGAAACCGGCUUUUGGCGGUUUUGGCUCAAGUAAUGCGUCAGGAAAUACUGGCUCUCUAUUUGGGGGAUCUAACUCUCAGCAGACCCAGAAUACUCAGACAAACUCAGCGUUUUCGUUUGGCACAAAGACUGACCAAAAGACGGACGCCAAGCCAGCAUUUAGCUUUGGUGGUUUAGGAGGAAACAACGCAACAGCUUCCAAACCUUCAGAUUCAACAGCUUCGAAACCUCUCUUUGGAGGCAACGCUGGCACGGCGUCAUCAUCAUCUUUAUUUUCUUCCACGACCAAACCUGCGGAUUCAUCCAAAACUGAAGGAACUAAUACCAACACGCUUUUCGGUAGUACCACCAACACAACUAAGCCUGCAGCCUCUAAUACCACCACCACCACCACUACUCCUGCAUUCAGUUUCGGUGCCAGUGGUGCAACUGAUGAUUCAAAAAAACCAAGCUUUUCGCUGUCUCUCGGUUCCGAUACUAAGGAUAAGACAACUGAUGCUAAACCAGCCUUUUCGUUUGGUUCAAAACCUCAAGCUGCAACUCCACCAUUAGGUAAUAAACCAGGCUUCAGCUUUGGCGCAAAGCCCGAAGAGGCAAAGAAGGAAGAUGAGAAGAAACCAGAGGCUAAACCGGCUUUCAGCUUUGGAGCUAAAGUUGACGAAACCAAGAAGGAGGCGGAAAAACAGCCAGAAACUAAAGCAGCAUUUUCCUUUGGUAGCAAGCCAACAGAUAACAAACAAGAUUCUAAACCAGCAUUUUCUUUUGGGGCAAAGGCUGAUGACUCAAAAAAAGAUGACACUAAACCAACUGCAAAGCCAGCAUUUUCCUUCGGCGCGGCAUCAACAGGCGACAAUAAACCCUCUGAGGAAUCAAAGCCAGCAGCUAAACCCGCAUUCGCAUUCAACAGUAAGCCUGAAGCAUCUGGUUCAGAUGCCAAACCUUUAUUCUCAAAGCCACAAGCAACUACAGGUACAACAGGCGCUACUGAAGCAAAGAAUGAUUCAAAACCUGCCUUUUCUUUCGGAGCCGCUAAGACAGAACAAAAGGACACAGGUUCAAACAAUGAAUCGAAGCCUGCCUUUAGUUUUGGAGGUAAGACUCAAACAACUACAACCAAUAACGAUACGAAGACAGCGGGUCCUACUCUCACAACCAAUGAGCAAAAGAGUGAUGAAAACAAACCUUCUGCAGAAACUUCGAAGCAAGAAUCAACUUCCACAAAAUCUUCGGUAAAACCAGUGGCUGUUGAACCUGUUUCUCUAGAUAAUAAAACUUUAGAUGAUCUUGUCUCUAAAUGGACUUCACAACUAUCAUCCACAGUAGACAAGUUUGAAGAUUACUCAAAAAAGAUCAAUGAGUGGGAUAAUGUACUAAUGCAAGGAGGAGAACAAAUUAGUCAACUCUAUUCGGAUACACUAAGCGCAGAACAAUCACAGAAUAGGGUGGACCAAUCGUUAUCUUAUAUUGAAAGACAGCAAACUGAACUCGAACAUUUCUUGAGCUCAUACGAACAAAAAGCAGAAGAACUUCUUUCAGAAGUUUUGUCUUCCAGUAACACCAACAGCAACAGUAAAACCAAUGAUCAAAAGAGACAACAAGCCUAUCAUACCGUGGAGAUGCUUGAUGACAACUUAAACUCCUUAUCACUAAAUCUAUCUUCGCUAAUUACUGAAAUAAAUGAAGUCAGUGAAACUUUCAAUAAGGCAACAAAUUCGAGCUUCCCAAAUAAGGAAGAAAAUGCUCAACUAAUCCAGCUAUUGAAUUCUCAUCUAGACGCCCUAAAGUCAUUAGAAAAUAACUCUCAAGUACUUGAAGAUAAGCUAAAAACGGUGGGAAAGCCUCUAAAAUAA
This is a messenger RNA of Kluyveromyces marxianus DMKU3-1042, 2343 nucleotides long. It is a transcript of the gene NSP1, whose product is annotated as FG-nucleoporin NSP1. Gene Ontology annotation, molecular function: phospholipid binding; structural constituent of nuclear pore. Gene Ontology annotation, cellular component: nuclear pore; nuclear pore central transport channel. The transcript has a single exon. Lineage: Eukaryota; Fungi; Ascomycota; Saccharomycetes; Saccharomycetales; Saccharomycetaceae. The record is from RefSeq and is a predicted model, not a curated record. Gene Ontology annotation, biological process: protein import into nucleus; RNA export from nucleus. The coding region runs from base 1 to 2343 and encodes 780 amino acids.